AUGCGCCUGCGCCAUCUUCCGGCUCCGGGCGGCGAGUCCGCCGUUACUGAGGAGGAGGCACCCCCGGGUUGGCGGGGGGGCGCGGCCGCGGUGGCACCCGUACCCGAAGAGGCGGCGGGUGAGGGGUUCCGGAACUUGCCGGGCGUUCCGGGGGUCGGUGCAGGAGCGGGCGCCGCGGCUGGGCGGAUCUCGGGCCUGGGAAGAACCGGGACGUCUUGCCGCGGGGUCGGUUGCAACGGCUCUUCCGGCUCUGGACUAUACUUCCCAUCGGCCUCCGCGGCUUGCCCCCUAGCGUCCUCUUCACGCGGCCAAGCUCGCAGCCGGGUCCGCGGGCCCCUUAGCUCCGCCGCCUCGGGACUCCGUCCUUCCCGGGAGACAGACCAGGAGGAGGGACCACCAACCCGUGACAUUCUGAAAGUCAUGUCCCGUGGGUCAGACUCGUUUGGGGACGUGGCCGUAGUCUUCUCCCAAGAAGAAUGGGAGUGGCUGGCACCUGCUCAGAGGGCUUUGUACAGAGACGUGAUGUUGGAGACCUAUAGCAACCUGGUGUCCCUGGGUCUGGCCAUUUCCAAACCUGACGUGAUCUCCUUCCUGGAGCAAGGCAGAGAGCCCUGGACGGUGGAGAAGGCAGCAGCAGGCGGCACGCGCCCUGGUUUUUCUAUUUCCAAGCCAAGUGUGAUCUCCCUACUGGAGCAAGGGAAUGAACCCUGGAUGGCGAAGAGAGAUGUGGCCAGAAGCUUGUGCCCAGAUUGGGUAUCCCUGUGGGAAAAAAAAUGGAAAAAUUCACAAAGAUCCUGGGGUCCCCAGUCUCCAGGACGACUGGGAAUGUAAAGGCACACUUGCAACACAUCAAAAAAAUGAGGAAGGACAUUCCAGUGAAGUCCUAAUCACCCAGGAGGAAGUACCUGCUCUGAGACAGGUAACAUCCCAUAACCUGCUUCAGGUUGCUCCACGUGGACAUAGACCUUAUUGGUGUAGAACAGGUUUUGGCAGAAUAAAUCUUUUUCAUUAGAAAAUUAAUACUGGUGAAAAAUCUUCCGAAUGCAAGCAGUGUGGAAAGGCUUUGCAUCGUCAUUCCUGUCUUCCUCCACAUCAGAGAAUUCAUACUGGUGAGAAAUCCUGCAGUGUAAAAGUUGUGGAAAAACCUCUCUCCAACACUCGCAACUGAAUUACAUCCUAGAACUCGUACUGGUGAAAAACCCUAUCCGUGUUCUGAAUGUGGAAGAGCUUUUAGUCACCACCAAUUAUUCAACAGCAAAGAAUUCAUAGUGGAGAAAAGCCCCUAUGGCUACAAGGAAUGUGAAAGGCCUUUCAAGGUAUCAUACAACAAGCAUCAAAGAAUCCACACCAGUGAGAAGCCACAUAAAUGUAAUGAAUGUGGAAAGGCCUUUGCCAUUGUUCACAGUUGCCGCAACAUCGGAAGAGCCACACUGGUAAGAAAUCUUGGUAAGUGUAAGGUCUGUGGUUAGGACUUCAGGCAGAGCUCACAGCUUAGCUGUCACUAGAGAAUUCACAGUGGGGAGGAACCUUGUAACCAUAAUGAAUGUACGAAAGUCUUUGGUCAGAUUUCACAACUUCCUGUUCAUACUAGCAAGCACACUGGUGAGACCCUGUAACAACGCACUGAAUGUGGGAAAGAUUUUAGUCACUGGUUAUUCAACACAGAAAAUUCAUAGCAAAGCCCGAUGAAUGUAAGGAAUGCAGGAAAGCCUUAUGGUUACUCACACUUACCCAGCAUGAGAGAAUUCACACUAAUGAGAAACCCUGUAAAUGUAGUGAAUGGAACGGCUUUCAUCUGUCAUUCCUAUCUUCCUCAACAUCAGAAAACCCAGACUGGUGAGAAACCUGAUAAAUGUACAGAUUUGGGCUAGGGCUUUAGGCACGGCUCACAACUUACCAUCAGAUGGUUCACACUGGGGAGAAGUCAGGUGAACGCAAGGAAUGUGGGGAAACCUUCAGUGAGUGUUAACAGCACAGAUGAUAGCAGAAAAUUCAUUCUCAAUGUAUGAUACAGUUUGCAGCUAUUACCUUUGAUAACACUGUCAUGAAAAAGGAUGUAUCUAUACAUAGAAAAGCAGUCCACAAACUCACAUAUAGGCAGAGGCAAUGUGAAAGAACUGUGGAGAUAAAGCACAUCUAGCUUUACAUCAAAACAUGAAAAGUGGUUCUGAGUUAUUGUGAAUCUUUAUUUUCCCAUUAUGUACUUGUACAGCCAAACCCUCAACAAUAACCAUGUAGCACUUUUAAAAAUGACAAUUAAAAUGUGCCAUGGAUGCUCUUAUCAUCUCAGUAGGGGGAAAAAACAGAUUUCUCUUUUCUCACUUGAAUGUGGGAAUUAAGAAAUCUUCAGUGUGAAGGAGUGCCCUGUUUUGUUUUGUUUUUCAACAAUAAUUUCCUUUAGUAAAGAUUUUCACAUGUCCUGUGUUUAAUGGGAAAGGAUUAAAAUGUUAUACAAACAGACCAGUAUAUACAUUUUUACCGUUUUCUUUCAGAUCAUAUAAUUUUCCCUCAAAAUCUGUGCACAUUCUUGUGCUGUUUUCAAAAACAGAUACUCAGUUGGAUUUGACGCAUCAGUCGAUCCUAGUGGAGGACCUCUACAGGAUUCAGAUUCAAACUCAGCGGCAGCUUCUUCUAGUUCUUUACAUUCUCUUCCAGUUCCUGCUGCCUCCUGGCAAAGAACGUCUCCGUGUCAUCUGAGGCCCACGGGUUUGUGGUGGGAACCACUGAGUUUUCCUUGGAGUGAGAUUUCCAGCGCGAGCUGUUCCCAGCGCUGGCCUCAUAGUGGGAGUGCUGCGUGGAGUUCUGUUCUGCCCGUUCUCCUCAAGAAGUGUGGCACUCAUCUCUGGUAGCCUCUCAGGAGUCCUGGGGAGAAUGUCUAGUUUAUUUUCCAAUGAAUUUCUAACUGUUAAUUCUUCCAGGUAGAGUUGCUUGUAUUUUUCCAAUUCUGUUCUACUAGAAUAUCGAGAAGUUUUUGCUUUGAAGAGUUCCAACUCCAGGUCUUUAGUUCUGAGUUCCAUCUGGCUUCUUAUUGAAGCAUUAUUAUUUUCUCUCACCUGCUCUUUUCCUGAGAUGCCGCUUGUGCCUGUAAAAACAGACCGACUUCUUUUACUUUUUCUACUAUUUCCUGUCUUGCUCUUCAAACUCCCACUUAUACAGUUCUACUUGGCUGUGUUCUGCCAUGUUCAUUUCUGUAUGAGUCCUGAGGUGUCGGCUCCCCCCUGCCUCUGGCCCGCAACCUGGGAGGAGGGGAGACGCGAUGAGGUGUCAAAGAGCCGAAAGGACCGGCCACGGGACUCCAGGCUGAACCGCGUGAGAGCGGUGCUGAGAGGGCACCCUUCGUGUUUAUUGAGCAAAAACAUGUUAGAAAUCUGGGGUGUAGUCUUAAUAGACAACCAGUAACUAACUCUAACUCAAUCCUCGGCAGUCUCUAGUCUCCGGGGCACCACGUCUUACAAGGUAUUGAAACAAUAGCAAGGGCAAUUAGGUCACAGAAACUGUUUUGGUCUUGUUUGUUCUGUUCUUGAUCAGUUAUCAGGAAUUACAGGAAAAAUAAUCAAGUCAUAUAUGAUUAUACAUUUGAUUUCUGUACUUGAUUUAUAUGUUAAUCCCACACUGAGGUUUACUACUUUCUGUUCCAACUUCUUUAUAUUCUUCUCUAGUUUUUCACAUUUCUUUUGCAUUGCUCUCAUAGAUAAUAGCUCCUGUUGAAGAACUUGAUUUCUUGUAUCUAGAUGUAGACAUUUUGAAGAUGAAGUUUCCAAUUUUGCUGCAAGAUCAUCAGUCUUAUGUUUUAGCAUAUUAAUCUGAAUGUCCACUUCAAUUUGAUCGGGCUUUAAAUCUCCAUGGAAACUCAGCUCUCCAUUUUCAUAUUCAUUUAACUUCUUUCUUGUCAUUUUUAAGUUUCUUAAGUCCAGAAAUCUCUUUUUCUAAUUCACUAUUUUUCUUCACUUCUUGAUCCAAACUGUUUUAGAGAUUGUUUUAACUCCGUCAAUUUCCUUAACUGUUUCUUUUCAUCUUGAGACAAACUUGUACUUAAAAGGUUUUUCUGAAGCUGUUCGCUUUGUCCACUUGCUUUUUGAUUACUUUUGUCAUUUUCGAUUUCAAGCUUGACUUUUGAUUUGCCUCAAUUUCUUCUUUAAAUCCUGUGUUUCAUCUUUUAAAUUAAUUCAUUAACGUGAUGUAACCUCCAGUGAAGCCUUUGACAUAGAUUGUUUUUUUAGGGUAUCAGACAGUUCUUGUUGAAGUCUCAUAAUGUUACUGCACUGCUGGCUUGUCGGCUUUCCGCGCUGACACCUGGGCCAUCUGUCUGCUCCUCGUGUGGCCGUCCGAAUCAGGAGUGCCCUGUUUUUAUAAAUUUUUAUUACAGUAUAAAUGCAUACCAAGAGGGCUACAUUAAGUAUACAUAAUUUUCAUGAAGCUACCCACCCAUGUAAGAUUCCACCAUGUAAGACCCUGAUUGUGCGCAUUACCAGCACCUCUAAGCUUCCUCGGUAUCCCUUCCUGACACUGCCACCUCUCAUUACCAAGUUCUGUCACCAUAAUGUAGGUUGCCAUCCAUAGAUGAUUCUGUUUCUAUCGGAAUUGACUGUCUUCCUUGGAAUCUGUGAUGCACGCCGCAGCUCACUAAAUCUAAACCGAGAUCUGUUUAUUGUUAUCUCUACCCCCUCAUUGCCUGGCACCAGGGAGACUUGCCCCAGCGACCUGGGGGCAAUUACAUUCCUGGAGUCAAGCAUGUUAAUCACUGUGUCUAGAAACUUGUUAACCCGCUCAGGAAUGUGAUGCCUGGUCAAUAAAUAUGAGAGGUGCCUUUCCAGCACCGCUCUUGAGCUGGUGUGCCUCGAUCCCCUGGCUGCCCCACUCAGGUCUUCGCUGUCUCAUUGCGUCGCCUCUUCUAUCUGUGGGUCGGAGACGGGGAGGAGGCCGGCAAGUGGCGCCGGAACAGGGACCUGAAAGACGGUCAAAACUCAGGGCGGAGAACCUCCACUCCAGGCGACCCUUGAAACUCAGGGCAGAUAACCUCCGUUCGGCAGCACUUACAAUUCAAGGGCGGGAAAAAGCUCCGGUCCGGUAAGAUUCCCGGGAAAGCUUAUGUAGGGACAGGAUUGAGACGUCAGGGACACCUAAAUGGGCCAACAUGAAACUAAAGCAGAUAAGCCGGAGGAUUACUUAAAAUUACUCCGUGCCCUCCUGAAAACACCAGGAGUGAAAACUUCUAAAAAGAACUUUGCUCAACCUCAUAAAUACAUUAAAAAGUAUUGUUAUCAGUUGCCUCCACGGGGAACCCUCAGACGAGCUGGUGGGAGUAAUGCAUUAAGAGAUUUCCAAGAGGCUCACAGUCAGGGAAACAUCCCUGUGCCUGUUUGGGUGGGUCAAUAGCCCCUUAAUAAAGAAAAAGUGGCAUCUUUAUGCAAGUUAAAGAACAGCUUCAGCUAGAUAGAUUACAAUUUUCCAUGAACCUGUGAAAUUCCCCUGUAUUUGUUAUAAAAAAGAAGUCAGAAAAUUAGAGACUCUUACAUGACUUAAGGCAAAUUAAUGUGGUUCUUAAACCUAUGGGACCUUUACAACAAGGCCUCCCUUUUCCGGCUAUGAUUCCAAAAGACUAGAAUAUGGCUAUCAUUGACCUUAAAGAUUGCCUUUUUACAAUUCCUUUGACCAUAACACAUAGGGGAAAAUUUGCUUUUACUGCCCCUUCUUUAAACUUACAGGCCCCUUCAGAAAGAUUUCAGUGGAAAGUGCUUCCUCAAGGAAUGCUAAAGAACCCCACAAUUUGCCCAAAUUAGGUGCAUAGGACUGACUCUUAAGCCUAUAUGUAGAAAAUGGCCCUCAGCUUAUAUCAUUCAUAAUAUGGAUGAUAUUCGCAUAACUACUUAAACAUCUAUCUCUUACUAUUCUCAAUGAGAUCAAAGUUGAAUUAAAACAAUGGGGCUUAUAAAUCGCUCCUGAUAAAAUACAAAUACAAUACCCAAUGAAUUACCUGGGGAAUAGAAUUCAAGAAAAUUCAAUAAUCCCUCAGCAAAUUCAGAUAAGGAGAGAUCAUCUUACAACUUUAUAUGAUUUUCAAAAAUUAUUAAGAGGUAUCAAUUGGCUCCAACCGUUACUAAGUAUUCCUACUUAUAAAUUGCCACAUCUCUUCAAUACUUUGAAAAGACUCUCAGAUCUUAAUAGUCCUAGAGACUUAACCUUAAAAGCUGAAGAAGGACUCAAGUAGGUAGAACCACACACUCAAAAGGCUCAAUUAUCAAAAACUGACUUACACAAACCUUUACUCUUAUUAAUUUACCUUGCUCCCCCUUCAAAGCAGUCCUCUUAGGCCUGUGCCACUUUCUCCUGUGUAAUGUAAAUGGAGCCUGUAAAGUAAUCAAGCUGAACCCUCAGACCAACAUGUAAAUAGCUCUAUUCUAUUGACUCCUUUCUUUAGAGGCAGUCCUCCUGGAGCUAAGCAUUUUCUUGUCUGCAGCCCCAGGGAAGUGAUACAAGCCUGUGACUCUGAUCAAGACUCUAGCAGUGAAAAGUCACACAGUCCCUGCACUUAUCAGACAGGCAGGGGCCUCUCAAAGAAUGACUAGAGCUCAGGCAGAAAAAAACUAAGAAAAUGAACUGAGAGCAAUUCGAUCCCUAAAUUCUAAAAAAGAAGUGUCUUAUCUUCUGCUAACAAACCUGGCCCCAGUAAAACUGCUUAGAGAGACUUGGCCCCUGAAAGAAGUAUGCGAUAUAAUGUUAUGCAGCUAAAUAUAUUUUGCCACAAGGAAAGAAAAUAGUCAAAAGUCCCGUGAACUACUACAGUAUGGAACUAGUUUUCUAAAUUCUUUUAGUGAAAAUCUACUUACUAAGUUCAUCAUUAUCUUUGAAAAUUGGGAAGUCUUAAACUAGACUCCCUGAGAUAGAAGAAAUUUAUCUUCUGCAAUACAGCCUGGUUUUAAAUGACUGGAGCUAGAAUUUCACUUGCAUUUUAUUUCCAGCCCCCUGGACACACACAGUCCCUAUCAGUUCAGAGCCUUCAUUGGCCCUGUUAGUCUGGGGCCAUCUAAACCUUAACCCAGUUAUGUAAACCGCUCGCCCUUAGAGUGUAUUCUUGAAAACUGAAGUACUUUUAAUCAAGUAAGCUAAAAAGAAAGAAGGCAAUUGAAUAUUAGUAAUCUUUAUAUCAGUUUGUCUGUGUAUAUGUUUUUAUAUGAAAAGUGUUGCUAACUGUAGUCAUUACAUCUCAAUUUGUAUGUUUGUGUGUCUAAGUGUGUAAAUGAAAAAUAUUUUCCUACCUCUGGAUGGUAUUAAUAAAAAUUGAUUUAAAAACAAGCGCUUGUGAAAAUUGGGCAUUGUAAAACUUCCAGAAAAUCUAAUAAAAAAUAUUAAACAUUAAUGCUAAUUUAAGUUUAACUGAAAUGGACAUGUCCUUACAGUUAUCAGCUGCCAAAGUUUACUUAAAGUCAUUUAAGUUGAUGUUACCUGUUAAACAUUUCAAGAAGAUGCUUAAAGAAAAGCUUGACUUUGUCUAAUAUUUGGUAAAAGUUUUAUAAGUAAUCUAGCAUGGUUGCUAAAAAUAAGUAAACAAGUGUAGCAAAUAAACAUCUUAAUAAUAAUACUGUAUUAAUGUAUAACAGUGUAUAUAUCUGCAAACAGCCUGAGAAUUUUUAUGGUAAUCAAAAUUCUUAAAGUUUGCUAAGUUAUAUAGACAUAUUUUGUGCCUAAUGAGAAAUUGUGCUGUAAAGCACAUUUCCAAAAAUGAUAAUAUACAUGCAUAGAUGUAUCAUUCUGAAGAAUGCUAGUGUAACAGUUUACAGUGGCCUGUUUUUCAGUGUUCACUGAAAGUUAAAGUAUCAAAUGGUUUUCAGUUCUAAUGAAAACUACUUAAUAUAAUAAGGAAAAUAUAUCUGUAUGCUAAAGAUGUGUGUUUUAAUAAGAGAAAGUAUAAAGAAUGGAAAUUCAUUUUGUUGAGGGUAAAAGAAGGUAAUUGUUCUAAAGUACAGCUAUUUAUCUAAAGGGGGAGAACACUGAAUGUUAAAAGAAACUUGUAGAAAGCUUGUGGAAAAAUUGAUAGAGUCAUGCUAUGUGAAAUUAAAGCAAAUGAGUCUUGAUAUCAAGUACACAGCAAAAUUAGAAUUUUAUUUUCAGUUAAAAAGACAGUUUUCUUAAACUUAGUCUGCUCUUAAUGUUGAAAGAUUGCAAAAGGUUUUCUAAUUGUUUUAUCGAAACAGUUUCUCAUGCUUAAAGUCUCAAUGAAUUGUCUGAGUAUUUAAGAAAAUGAGAUUCUAAUAUCAAAGGACUAAAAGUUAAACUUUGCUAACAACUAUGUAAACUUCUGUAUCUGCCUUUGAAGUAUUUUGUUGUCAUUCUAGUUAAAUAGAUAAGUAUUGCUUCAUGGCAACCUAUAAUCUUAUUUAAGCAAAUGCCAAAGAAACUUUCUUUUGACAACUUUCCAAAAUCAAAUUCAAAAAGGUGCUUUUACCUCUAGUUAACUGAUAUUUUCCAGAGGGCCCCUGGAACAUGUCAGAAGAAUUAAGAAUUUUUUCUCCUCAUCGGGAAAAAUAUUUGGCUAAUUUGGCUUAUUUAUCUAAUAUUUAUUUACCUAGAAAGCGCUGUCAAAAGGAAUGAUGCUAAAAUUUGUUACUGAAUGUUUUGUGGUACAGAAAUAUCCAAAUUUUCUUAUGUCAACUAUCUUAUGUAAGCACUCAUCAAGUCUUCAACCAUUGUCAUUUGUAAGUCUUUUGUCAUUUAAAGUCACUGUUUUGUUACUCCUAAACUAGUAAAGAACUAGAUUUCAGCAGAACAGGUAUUGGUUACAUAAGAUUAAGUAAACUAAAGAAGACGAUUUUGUAGCUUUUUGUUUCAAAUGUUGCUGACAAAAUGUUUUAAGCUUUUUCUCUUAAGCUGACUGACAACGCUCCAGUUUACCUCUCCUCUAUGCUAAAAAAUUUUUUUUCAGCUAUAUAAUAUCACUCAUAAAACAGGCAUUUCAUACAAUUCUACAGGCCAAGCUCUAAUUGAACAUCGCCAUCUUACUCUUAAGCAUUAUUUAUUAAAACAAAAAGAGGGAUUACUGCCCAAUAUGAUAAAAUUAACUGCAAAUCAAUGACUAAUGCAUGCUUUACAUGUUCUCAAUUUUGAUCUCUUGAAAGGUGAUGGACAAUCAGCUAUGGAAGUGCAUUUUUCUGACAAUAUUUCUUUGUCUAAAACAACAGCAGUUCCUGUAUGGUGGUCUCCAACAGGUUCUUCACAGUGGCAUAAAGGUCAUGUUAAGGUGUGGGGCAAAGGGUUUGU
This is a messenger RNA of Manis pentadactyla (Chinese pangolin), 9255 nucleotides long. It is a transcript of the gene ZNF582, whose product is annotated as zinc finger protein 582. Gene Ontology annotation, biological process: negative regulation of transcription by RNA polymerase II; regulation of immune system process; regulation of cytokine production. Lineage: Eukaryota; Metazoa; Chordata; Mammalia; Pholidota; Manidae. Gene Ontology annotation, molecular function: DNA-binding transcription repressor activity, RNA polymerase II-specific. The coding region runs from base 1 to 831 and encodes 276 amino acids. The record is from RefSeq and is a predicted model, not a curated record. The transcript is spliced from 6 exons.